Messenger RNA from Cottoperca gobio, 1906 nucleotides. RefSeq names its product syntaxin 17 (gene stx17). The transcript is spliced from 7 exons. The coding region runs from base 259 to 1149 and encodes 296 amino acids. Gene Ontology annotation, cellular component: SNARE complex; autophagosome membrane; endomembrane system. Gene Ontology annotation, molecular function: SNARE binding; SNAP receptor activity. The record is from RefSeq and is a predicted model, not a curated record. Gene Ontology annotation, biological process: vesicle fusion; exocytosis; intracellular protein transport. NCBI's taxonomy places the organism in Eukaryota, Metazoa, Chordata, Actinopteri, Perciformes, Bovichtidae.
AACUUUUCGUAGACGCACUGGGAAGAGAGUUGUUUACAAACAAUAAAGUGUCCGAAUAAAAUACCUGAAAGCGUUGCCGAAAAUUAGCAAAUCGUCAAUCUUCUCAACAGUAUGGAGGCUCAUAACAGUUUUUAGCGAAUAUAAAUUAUAUCCUCGAGUGAUACUUGCAGUGUGUCUGUGGGGGCAGUGAGAUAAAACUGAGCAGGUGCCGUGUCUAAGUUACAAAGAGGUGUUGGCUGUGGGCAGUCAGCAGGACACAUGGCAGAGGAAGGCAACAAGCUGACACUGAGGCGCUUGGAGGCACCAAUCCACAAGUUCAUUAAAGUGGCUCUACCCACGGACCUGGAGAGGCUGCAGAAACACCACAAUAACAUACUGAAGUACCAACAAAGCCAGCAAUGGGACCGGCUUCAUCUGGAGCAUAUCAAUGCCAGCAGAACGGUUCAGCAGCUGAGAGCUAACAUCAAAGAGAUGGAGAAGCUGUGCACACGGGUCCGUGCCGAAGACGCUGCCGCUCUGGAAGCGCUUGUCAAGCCAGUCAGAGACAGGGCGUCAGCCGCCGCACAAGACUUCCUGCUAUUGCACUCUAACCCUGUGCCUCAGCCUGCGCCAGCAACACCACCUGCUGCUCAGCCAUCCAGCUGUGUGUCCAGCAGUUGCCACGCUGAUGACGAUGUGUGCGAGGAGCCAGUAUCUGGCAGGCAAAUUCAGCUCCACCUUCCAGAAAUCCCUGCGGAUCAGAGUGCGGCUGAGUCCUGGGACAACCUGGAAGAGGAUCUGAAGGAACUGAGUGGUUUGGUGACGGAGUUCUCUCUGCUCGUUCACUCCCAGCAGGAGAAGAUUGACAGCAUAGAGGACAACGUCAACGCAGCCGCUGCCAACGUGGAGGAGGGGACCAAGAGCCUGGGGAAGGCGGUGGGCUACAAGUUGGCGGUGUUGCCGAUUGCCGGGGCGCUGCUUGGCGGUGUAUUAGGAGGUCCACUCGGCCUGCUGGUUGGGUUCAAAGCGGCAGGGGUGGCUGCUGCUCUGGGAGGCGGCGUCCUGGGGUUUGCGGGCGGCAACCUGGCUCAGAAACACCGCAAAGCCCGAGUGGAUCUACAGAUGAAACGACUGACAGCACCACCACCAGAGACAAACAAGGACAAAUGACCCAAGUUCUCGUUCGUCUUCUGACCUCAGGUGUUGACUAAUCACUAAAGGCUUCAGUGAUCAAUCAGAAGCACAAACUAGACCUCCGGCAGUGUCACAUUGCCUUAAAGAGACUUAACAUAAGAAGUCAUCAGGCUUUGCUGUUGCCAAGCACUUUUGUAAAAUAAUUCUGUAAUAACAGCUUUAGUCAGACUUUCAUGUUCAGUUGAGAAUGCUUUGCCUGAGGACAUUGAUCUAAUUUUGCACACAGCUGAUUUUUUUUUCUCAAGACAACCAAGUGGUUAUUUACACUACCUAUUUCUGUGUGUGGUUGGGUCCAAAUGACGUAACAUUUCUUUACUAAAAUAAAUCUUUGGCGUCAGUUUAACAGACCCAACCAUUCUGUCAAAUGCUAAAGCUGAACAAGGAGACGCUUUGUUCCUCAAACAUCUUUUUUCAGAUCCUUCUUCACCAGUGAUCAUGCUUCCAUGUUCUUUAUGCAGAACAUAAUAUCCCCAUGUGUACAGCUGUACUUCUGAGACUACAGUAAGAAUGAUGUAUGCAGAAAAUGUUUUAAGCCUUAUGUCACCUGUGGUUCUGCUUCAAUGUUUAUGUAAAUUAUACUGUAUAUAUUCACAGACUUCUUUUUGUCCAGUGUGAGAGCAAAAUUGCACCAAAGUGCCACUGUCCAGAUCACUUCAGGGUCUCGUGGAAGAACCUGCCAUGUAUUGAUUAUACUGCUGCUGGUUUUCUGUCAAAUAAAAUGGGUUUUUUUCAA